UUGUUUCUGUUAUGUUAUGUAGUCUUAUACCAGUGGCUAGAAGCCGACCGCCAUGACAGGAAGUCAGAUACUGCAAAAAGAACAUCAGGAGAAAAUUUUGACCAGAGCCCCUUGAGAAGAACUUUCAAGUCAAAAGUCUUGGCUCACUAUCCCCAGAAUAUAGAAUGGAACCCCUUUGAUCAAGAUGCAGUCAACAUGCUAUGCAUGCCCAAAGGGCUGUCCUUCAGGACACAAACUGACCACAGAGAUCCCCAGUUCCAUUCAUUCAUUAUUACCCGGGAAGAUGGAUCCCGCACUUAUGGAUUUGUACUCACAUUUUUUGAGGAGGUCACAAGCAAGCAGAUCUGUGCAGCCAUGCAAACUCUUUAUCAGAUGCACAAUGCAGAGCAAUGCAACAGUGUUUGCGCCUCAUCAUCAUGCAGCAUGGACUCACUGGCCAGCAGUCUGGAUGAAGGAGAUUCCACGUCACUGGCCAAAAUGCAGCGCUACAACUCAUAUGACAUCAACAGGGACACGCUGUAUGUUUCCAAGUGUAUAUGUCUCAUUGCUCCCCUGCCUUUCAUGCAAGCCUGCAAGAAAUUCCUCAUCCAGCUUUACAAAGCGGUCACUUCUCAGCAGCCCCCACCUUUGCCCCUGGAAAGCUACAUACAUAACAUUCUUUAUGAAGUACCCCUUCCACCCCCAGGAAGGUCACUCAAGUUCUAUGGGGUUUAUGAGCCUAUAGUCUGCCAGAGACCAGGGCCUAACGAACUUCCCCUGUCUGACUAUGCUCUCCGGGAGGCGUUUGAGCUGCUGGGCUUGGAGAAUCUCAUUCAGGUUUUUACAUGUGUUCUCUUAGAAAUGCAGAUUCUUCUUUAUUCUCAAGACUAUCAGCGUCUGAUGACGGUUGCAGAAGGGAUCACAACCCUGCUGUUCCCGUUCCAGUGGCAACAUGUGUAUGUCCCCAUCCUUCCAGCCUCACUCUUACAUUUCCUUGAUGCUCCUGUACCUUACUUGAUGGGUCUCCAGUCCAAAGAGGGAACAGAUCGGUCUAAACUGGAACUUCCUCAAGAGGCCAACCUCUGUUUUGUGGAUAUUGAUAAUCACUUCAUUGAGUUACCAGAAGAGCUUCCUCAGUUUCCCAAUAAGCUGGAUUUCAUCCAAGAAAUCUCAGAAGUUCUCCUUCACUUUGGGAUUCCCCUUGAGGGUCGCCAUCAUUGUAGCGAGAGCGCAACCAAGUUAAAAAACCUUGUCCUUAAUGACUUGGCCAAUGACAAAAAGAACGGAAAUGUGCCCAGCAACACCAUCAACAUGUAUGAGUUCCUCAAAGGCAAUGAGACAAUUGCUCGCCUGCAUGCUUUGGCAAAGAGGACAGGAGUGGCAGUAGACAAAAUGGCUAUUACUGCUUCUCUGGCAGAAAAAGAAAGAGAUGUUAAACUCCACUGUGAUGAACAGGAGCUGAAGGACUACAAGCUGAAUGUGCAGCUCCGGGAGGUCUUUGCCAACCGCUUCACACAGAUGUUUUCCGAUUAUGAAGCUUUUGUCAUUCAAGCGGCACAAGACAGGGAAUCCUGGCUGACCAACAGGGAACAGAUGCAAAAUUUUGACAAAGCUUCAUUUCUUUCAGAUCAACCGGAGCCUUACCUUCCUUUCCUCUCCCACUUCAUUGAAACCCAAAUGUUUGCAACAUUCAUCGACAAUAAAAUUAUGUCCCAAUGGGAAGAAAAAGAUCCAUUUCUCCGAGUGUUUGACUCCCGAAUUGAAAAAAUGAGACUCUAUAAUGUCAGGAUUCCCACACUAAGAACAUCGACAUACCAGAAGUGCAGCACAUUAAAAGAAGCAGCUCAGGCCAUUGAACAACGGCUGAUAAAGAUGGAUCACACUGCAAUUCAUCCACAUUUGCUUGAUAUGAAGAUAGGUCAAGGCAAAUAUGAGCAAGGUUUCUUCCCCAAACUUCAGUCAGAUGUGUUGGCAGCAGGACCUAUCAAUAACAAUCGGUGGGUGAGUCGCAGUGCUACUGCCCAGCGGAGGAAAGAUCGUAUUCGACAACAUUCAGAACACAUUGGCCUGGACAAUGAGUUAAGGGAGCCAUCAGAGGAGUUCUUGAUUCACCAGAACUCGAUGGCGUUCUGGGAGUGGGAUCAGGGCCUGCCCCCUCCUUCACGGCCACCUAAAAAAUCAUUCUCUGAAUGUUGCCUGAAAUACAUGCAAGAAGCAAGGACCUUGGGGAAAAAUCUCAGACAGCCCAAACUCUCUGAUCUUUCUCCUGCUGUAAUUGCUCAGACAAAUUGGAAAUUUGUAGAAGGUUUACUCAAAGAAUGUCGAAUGAAGACCAAACGUAUGCUAGUGGAGAAGAUGGGUCAUGAAGCAGUAGAACUUGGACAUGGAGAGGCCAAUAUCACAGGUCUAGAAGAGAAUACACUCAUUGCUAGUCUUUGUGAUUUGCUGGAAAGAAUUUGGAGCCAUGGAUUACAGGUCAAACAGGGAAAAUCUGCAUUGUGGUCCCAUUUAAUUCAGUACCAGGAAAGAGAAGAAAAGCAGGACCAGCUUGCAGAGUCUCCAAUUGCUGUUGGACCAGAAAGAAGGAAAUCUGACACGGGGCUUAUGUUACCUACUCUGAGAGUUUCACUUAUCAGUGAUAUGAGGCACAUUCAGAACAUGAGUGAAAUAAAGACUGAUGUGGGUCGGGCUCGGGCAUGGAUCAGACUGUCUCUUGAAAAAAAACUUUUGUCUCAACAUCUCAAGCAGCUCCUCUCCAACCAAGCCCUGGCAAAGAAACUGUACAAGCGGUAUGCCUUCCUGCGUUGUGAAGAAGAGCGGGAACAGUUUCUCUAUCACCUUCUUUCUCUCAAUGCUGUGAAUUACUUCUGCUUUACAAGUGUCUUCACUACCAUCAUGAUUCCAUAUAGAACAGUGAUUAUCCCCAUUAAAAAGCUAAGCAACGUAAUCACUACAUCAAACCCUUGGAUUUGUGUUUCUGGAGAACUGGGUGAUACUGGCAUUAUGCAGAUUCCAAAGAACUUGUUAGAAAUGACAUUUGAGUGUCAAAACCUGGGGAAGCUAACAACUGUUCAGAUAGGACAUGACAACUCGGGACUAUUAGCCAAGUGGCUGGUGGAUUGUGUCAUGGUCAGGAAUGAAAUCACUGGACAUACUUAUAAGUUUCCUUGUGGAAGAUGGUUGGGAAAAGGUGUUGAUGAUGGAAGCCUGGAACGGAUACUUAUUGGAGAGUUACUACUGUCAUCAUCAGAGGAAGAUUUGGGAAAACAGUGCCGGACCCCACCUCAACAGAAAUCCCCAACUAUUGCUCGGAGAUUGAGUAUCACUUCCCUCACAGGGAAGAAUAUAAAACCUAAUGCAGGACAGAUCCAAGAAGGCAUAGGGGAAGCUGUGAACAAUAUUGUGAAACAUUUCCAUAAGCCUGAAAAAGAGCGGGGAAGCCUUACCAUUCUCCUGUGUGGAGAAAAUGGCCUGGUUAUGGCACUGGAGCAGGUCUUCCACCAUGGUUUCAAGUCUGCACGUAUCUUCCAUAAGAAUGUCUUCAUUUGGGACUUCAUAGAAAAGGCUGUUGCCUAUUUCGAGAUGACUGACCAAAUUGGAGACAAUGAAGACAAUGUUCUUCUUCAAAAAUCCUCUCACAAAACAUUUUGCCACUACGUCAAUGCCAUCAAUACUGCUCCGCGGAACAUAGGGAAGGACGGCAAAUUCCAAAUUCUUGUUUGUUUUGGAACUCGGGAUCAUUUGCUCGCCCAGUGGAUUCCAUUAUUGGCAGAGUGUCCCCCGCUUACCCGGAUGUAUGAAGAGAAUGCUCUUCUGCGCGAUCGCAUGAUGGUCAACUCCCUCAUCCGAGUCUUACAGACACUGCAGGACUUCAACAUUGUCUUGGAAGGGUCACUCGUAAAGGGGGUGGAUGUGUAACAUCUAGCCUGCAGACAAUUUUCUUUGUCUCCCCCUCUCACACUUCUCUCCUUUCCUUGGCAAAUGAAAUGCAUCAAGUGGGGAGAGGGCAAAUCUGUGAAAAUGCAAUUGCUGAUGAUCAUGUCCUGCUCUGUGUUUAGAUCAGCUUGUUGAUAAAUGGCAGGGGCUGUGAGAAGACUCCCACACGUGGAGUCUCCAUACUGAUCUGCCCCAACACUGCAAAGGAGCUAAGCUGCAGUAUCAUAGUUUUCAAAUCAGAGGUUUUGUAUAAAAGAGUAUUUUCAUGUGUCGAUUGUGUGUAAAUAGACUAUCUUCCUUUAGAAACGCUAAUUUUUUCUUAGAAUCAGUGUUCUAGGGCAAGGGGUGGGGAUGUAGCUUAAAACAACUUUGUAAGGGAAGGGAGGAAACAUUAUUUGCGCAUAUGGGGGAAAAACCACUUCAUGUUGUAAAUAUUGUACAAAUGUAGUGGGUGGUGGGGGGAGGCUGUGUUGCAAAGGUAGCCAUUGCUGUGUUCCUCUUCUGAAUGUACAUUGUUUGCCGCUUCCCUGUAUGUUUUGAUCUCGUUAUACCAUUUAGAUUCAAUUUUUUUGUGUAUGCACUGAAUCAUCUCUGAGUCAUAGAUUCUGGGUCUUCCUGAUGGAUCUUGUCAUUCAGCUCAAGGGGUCUUUUUUUCCCACCCUGAGGAAUCCCUGUUCCACAAACAGGAAGCUGUUUUAGAAAUUUUGCUACUUGAGAUGAUAAAAAUUGAAGAAAAACAGUAUUAUAAUUGUGACUUAAUUAUGUUUUCAACUUUCUUUGGGGGGUUUUUCCCCCUCCUGCUAUCAUCUUCCCUGGGCUUUUGUGUCCUGUGCUGACACCGCUUCUUCCACGAGACUUUCUUGGAAGAGAAAAAAGAAAACUUUUGGAAGAAAAAGUGAUGCUUUGCCAUCAGCAAUUUAGGCAGAAUUCCUUUAAAUGAUUUCAGAUAGUUAGACUGCAAUCAAAUGUCAACCUAAGCCAUGCUUCAUUUUAAACCCAGUGUGUGAUAUAAUUAGCCUUGCAGAUGUGCAAAACAGGUUUGUUUAACUUAGUUUAUUUUCUUCCUGGAUUUUGCUGUUCUUGCACUGUGCAGAUUGAUUAGAUUUGGGCAAAAACAAACCAGGAUUAAGCCAGGAAAACACAUACCAGGCAGGCCUUUAACAUUCUAAACCAUAGUAAAAAACGAUAAACUAUACCCACUACCCUAAAUUAACUCCCAUUUAGCCCCUGACUCCACUUGCAUGUCAUGCCAACUCAAAAACAAACCGUAAUGUAUUUAAGCAAUGUGUGAAUUCAGCUCCGAAACCUGUGGCUAUUCCCUCUCCCAUAUCUAGAAGAAUGGGCAGUUUGUACAUUGCUUUACUACAUUGGAAGCCUUCCCUACUUGGUGAUUUGCUCAUGUUCUACUCACAGAUUCCUCAUAUGAACAAGAACUUUGCAGCAAAAUUGUAGAUAAGAUCCCUGGUUGUUAUAUAGAAACAGCUUUCCAUGCAGAAAAGUAAAGACUAAUUUUUGAAGCUGAUAGUCAGAUUACCUGUGUGGUUUGGGAACUAGUUCUCCGUUGCUCCUUCACACACCACUUGAAGAAGAUAAGGAGCUUACGGUCACUGGGGAAGCAGUGUUUGUUCUAGCAACGGUUUGUUCCACAGAAAAUGGAACUGCAAGGUAACUUCUCCCAUGUAACACUGGUAUCCACAGGAUGCCCUGGGAGGCACAUACAAGUGCAUUCAAUUCACCGCAAAGGGAUUUGGUAACCAGAAUGUGAAACUGGCAUUUGAAGGCCAACAUUUUCAAAUCCAUCAGGGGGUGGGAGUAAGAGAAUCUCCACAUAGCUUCUGCAGGAACAAAGCAAACUUCCAAUUAUUCCUAGCCAUGAACUUUACCCCGCAGUGAUGAGAAACUAGAUACUGAAAUACCACAAAUGACCCCAGGUAGAUCCCUCCACAAUAUUGAUGCAAAGCACGUGUGUUGGAGGCUUGGAAUUAUUCUGUAUUCAUAUUUCCAAUGAGGUAACUAAGAUGCAAUCUUAAUUAAAGCUGACAAGAAGGUUUUGUGUAGGAGUUACAUCAUUUUUCCUUAACUCAAUAUGCUUACCAUACUUUUCAAAAAUAAGCUUUUGAAACUUCAGCUCUUGGCUUUAACUUUCCAAUAAGCAUUGAGAACUAUUGCAAUUCGGCAUCUAGUCCUCACCCCAUUCGAAGAGACGGACUUCAGACUGUGAUUCUAUUUAACCUCCACUUUGGCUUUUUAUCUUUCUGGACUUUUUCUGUAUUUAAUGCCUCAAAAAUGGGGAUCCAGAUCCAAACAGAGAAGAGGAAUAGAGAGGCUGUCGAAUACCCAGAAUUUUGCUUUUUUGCAUGUUACAAAACUGCCCCAAAGCUGGAUCCCAAAGCUUUUUUUCAAUAGUAUGGCAUUAAAUGAAAAGCCUAAUGCUGUUUGGGUGGCUCCAUUUGCUCCAGAUGAACCAGGAGCGAGCUGGAUUGCUGAACAGAUUGUCUGUCUUGCUUAGCAUCCGUUGGUCUUGUUUGUAGUUCCUUUUCUGCUGACCAGGGGCUUCUCUGAUAACAGGAAAUUGAUGUGAAUAAUGUUAAAUGCUUUAUGCUUGAAAGUCACAGGUCUCUAACAUCUCCACUAGUAUGUAGCGCUAAAUAUCUUACCUGACAAUGUUGUUUCUUUGUUUCACAGCAUAUGAAUGGUGUGCAAGGAACAUUAUGUACAGUAUGUUCUUUUUAGGCAAUAAAGUACUGUAUAACUGUGUAGUAUUAUUACAA
Molecule: messenger RNA, 6686 nt
Organism: Python bivittatus (Burmese python)
Lineage: Eukaryota; Metazoa; Chordata; Lepidosauria; Squamata; Pythonidae
Source: RefSeq, a predicted model, not a curated record